AUCCAGAAGGGAGGGGGUCACUGGGGGUCAGAUGAACGUUCACAAUUUAUUGAAUCCUCAUCGGUUUGCUCAUCCUCUUCCACGGCAGCUUCACCUCAUUACCACAGCGAAAGUGAAAACUAUAGUCCUCAUGCGAGCAGAUAUUAUGGCAAAUUAGCACCACGAGAAAUUGAAGAGCCUUCAAUGUAUCCAAGAACCGUUUGCGGGUCCCAUGGCGAUAACAGCGUAUCACCGCCCAACAUGCCGCGACGACGUGGACGUCAGUCAAAGGAUGAACAACUAGCAGCAGCCAACAGACUUCCACUGUCUGCUCGUGAAAUCUCUGAGAUGACGUUGGGAGAGCUGCACAAAGUGCUUAAGAAUGAGCAGCUUACCGAGCAACAGAAACAGUUGAUCCAAAUUUCGCGGAUGCUCGGAGGCAUAUUUAUUGUAGGAAAGAACAAGGUAGCCGCACGCACAUGCCGCGAACGACGUGGAGAACGUCAGCGAAACAUCCGUGAAACUGAAACGUGGACUGUUCCGGUACGCUUUUUUUGUUGA
Molecule: messenger RNA, 540 nt
Organism: Cylicostephanus goldi
Lineage: Eukaryota; Metazoa; Nematoda; Chromadorea; Rhabditida; Strongylidae
Source: the annotation of a GenBank genome assembly